Messenger RNA from Polychytrium aggregatum, 1505 nucleotides. Its product is annotated as Adenosylhomocysteinase. Gene Ontology annotation, molecular function: adenosylhomocysteinase activity. Gene Ontology annotation, biological process: L-methionine cycle. The record is from RefSeq and is a predicted model, not a curated record. The transcript is spliced from 2 exons. The coding region runs from base 117 to 1409 and encodes 430 amino acids. Gene Ontology annotation, cellular component: cytosol. NCBI's taxonomy places the organism in Eukaryota, Fungi, Chytridiomycota, Chytridiomycetes, Polychytriales.
GGCGACAGAAAAAAAAAGCCCAGGACGACGAAAAAAAGAUCCCGCGGCGGGUCUAUAAAGACGGCCGCCGUCGCCGGCUCUUUCGCCCAGCACUUCCCCGUCAACCCUCAUCGAAAAUGGUCUACAAAGUUGCUGACAUCACCCUCGCUGACUUUGGUCGCAAGGAAAUCGAGAUCGCCGAGGCUGAGAUGCCCGGUCUCAUGUCCCUCCGCCAGAAGUACGGCCCCUCCCAGCCCCUCAAGGGAGCCCGUAUCUGCGGUUGCCUCCACAUGACCAUCCAGACUGCUGUCCUCAUCGAGACCCUGACCGCCCUCGGCGCCGAAGUCACCUGGUCCAGCUGCAACAUCUUCUCGACCCAGGACCACGCCGCUGCCGCCAUUGCCGCCACCGGUGUCCCCGUCUUUGCCUGGAAGGGUGAGACCGAUGAGGAGUACGAGUGGUGCAUCAAGCAGACCAUCCUGGGCUUCAAGGAUGGCCAGCCCCUCAACAUGAUCCUCGACGACGGCGGUGAUCUCACCGGCAUCGUCCACAAGGAGUACCCCCACCUCCUCAGCGGCAUCCGCGGUGUCUCCGAGGAGACCACCACCGGUGUCCACAACCUGUACAAGAUGCUCAAGGAUGGCGCCCUCAAGAUCCCCGCCAUCAACGUCAACGACUCGGUCACCAAGUCCAAGUUCGACAACCUGUACGGCUGCCGCGAGUCGCUCAUCGACGGUAUCAAGCGUGCCACCGAUGUCAUGAUUGCCGGCAAGGUCUCCGUCGUCGCCGGCUACGGUGAUGUCGGCAAGGGCUGCGCCUUUGCCCUCAAGGGUAUGGGCUCUCGUGUCAUUGUUACCGAGAUCGACCCCAUCAACGCCCUCCAGGCCGCCAUGGAAGGCUUCGAGGUCACCACCAUGGAGGAGGCCGUCAAGGAGGCUAACAUCUUUGUUACCACCACCGGCUGCCGUGACAUCAUCACCGGUGCCCACUUUGAGCACAUGAAGGACGAUGCCAUCGUCUGCAACAUUGGCCACUUUGACAUUGAGAUCGAUGUCGCCUGGCUCAAGGCCAACGCCCAGUCCAAGGUCAACAUCAAGCCCCAGGUUGAUCGCUACCUCAUGAAGAACGGCCGCCACAUCAUCCUCCUCGCUGAGGGCCGUCUCGUCAACCUCGGCUGCGCCACCGGCCACCCUUCGUUCGUCAUGUCCAACUCGUUCACCAACCAGGUCCUCGCCCAGAUUGCUCUCUGGACCGACACCCAGGCCUACCCUCUUGGUGUCCACCUGCUCCCCAAGAAGCUCGACGAGGAGGUCGCCGCCGCCCACCUCGACAAGCUCGGCGUCAAGCUCACCAAGCUCAGCAACGUCCAGCAGAACUACCUCGGUGUCCCCGUCGAUGGCCCCUACAAGCCCGAGCACUACCGCUACUAAGCGGCUCUUUUCCGCCUCUUCAUCCCAUGGUUUUGUAAUCUGUAAAUAUACGACCAGCGCCGUCUCCUGAGACCGCAGGAGUGGCCGCACCCAAAA